Molecule: messenger RNA, 1413 nt
Organism: Aspergillus glaucus CBS 516.65
Lineage: Eukaryota; Fungi; Ascomycota; Eurotiomycetes; Eurotiales; Aspergillaceae
Exons: 4
Coding region: 1-1413 (470 amino acids)
Source: RefSeq, a predicted model, not a curated record
AUGGUGGAAGAAAACCGACCUGCGCUGAUUGAUUUUUCCCUGAUUCCUGAAGAUGACGGCAAUGACGACAAUCCUGAGCGUGAAGGCAAACUAGUGGGGAACAAGGGCAAAUUGCAGCAGAUACUCAAUUUGACAGACAAAGGGGAGUGGAUGGAGUGGUUGAGGUCAUGCCUGGUGCAACCAUGGUGGAUUGAGUUAUGGACUGAAUGCCUCUCAAAAUGUGUGAGUGGAGAGCGGGGAGUUGGUGUGGGUGAGAUCCAGGCAAAAAUCCUGGCUGGUGAGGGCAACAGAUGGAAUGAAUACAGUGACCCCAUACCUGAGAAGAAGGAAUGGAGCGCCGCCGACCACAUAGCAAGGUUCCAUUUCAUGGUGAAGACCCAAAACCUGGUGUCCAAUGAGGGUGUGUUCUACAGUAAGAACUUUGCUGACUCCUACCUUGACAAGGUUGUCUGGGCCUUGAAGGGUUACCUCACCAAAAUCCAUACGCCAUCACAUAUCAACAAGCCCACCGGUGGGGCCGCUAUUUUUGGUGAAAGGCCCUCCAAGCUCAAGCGCACGGAGUCCGACAAGGCAAAUGCUGGGUCUGAAGAACACAAUGAAAAUGAACUCAAGGAGGCUGAGACCACCCAAGCCACUGAGUCAGAAGAGGCGGUUACAAGUCAACAGGUGGACACAGCCAAUGAAGAUGAGAAUGAUAGUGAUGAUCAUGAUGGAGAGCCACUGCUUCUGGACAGUGAUCUAUGGAAAAAUGAACUCCUGAGCCCACGCAAGCAAAUUGUCCUGAAGAAACAAUCCACAGACUUCAACAGGGAAGAGGCAUAUUGGCAGUUCAUGUUGAUCACUGAAGCUCUUGCAUGUACUCAAAUCAUUGGAUUUACUGAUAACACACCUGCUGCCGUUGAUAAUGAUCCAUCAAGUAUUGCGAACACAGUGUGGGAGCCACUGGUCAUCCUCCCUGGCUCUAAAAAGUCUCAGGUCAGAACAGAGACAUUUGAAAGUUCAUAUUACACCAAUGCCACUGACCUGGAAUCCUCUUAUGCAGGAGAGAUCGACUCUACCAAGGAGCCCAGUGAUGUUAUUAUCCCAACAGAAGAGUCUAUCGCCCGGCUGCAGGACCUUAAGAAAAUCAUCAACAAUAAGGACUACCAGCACGAUGACCAUGAACAAGCAUGUCAUUUCCUAGGAAUUUGGAGCCAUACAGUGCCCCAUCUGUUGUACAUGAACUGUUCAGCCAUUUUAAAGCAUUGGCAGCCGGUUGCCAUUGCUGGAAUUGUGUGGAUGUGGGAAGUGGACUAUCUUCAGGGGGCUGUACUUGGAGACCAUGUGGGCCUGGGUAAGACCUGGGAAGCUGUUGGCGUACUGCUAUAUGUGACUAUUGGCAGAUUAUCGUCAGAAGGUGAAGGAAGCAUCUGA